Molecule: messenger RNA, 7682 nt
Organism: Myxocyprinus asiaticus (Chinese sucker)
Lineage: Eukaryota; Metazoa; Chordata; Actinopteri; Cypriniformes; Catostomidae
Gene: muc5.7
Exons: 12
Coding region: 6216-7490 (424 amino acids)
Source: RefSeq, a predicted model, not a curated record
CGAACAGUAGCUUUUUGCCAUGAAAAAAAAACAUGAUGAGCCUUCUACGAUGGGUCAGAUCCUAUGGAAUCGGAGAUGUUUUCACAGCACUGAAUUUUUAUUUAUAAGCUUCUUAAUCUAUAUAUAUAUUAUAUAUUUGUGGGGGUAAUGCAAACUAACAAUAACCUGCUCAUUUGUUUUCCUAGAGGUGAUUCUAGGCUCUAAUACUGCGUGUCUGAGGCUGUGUUAAUACUUGAAGACUCUGCUGCCUUCUUUUCCUCUGUACGAGGGCUGGUGGGGGCGAGCAUGCUUAGAUACUUAGAUACCAUGAGAAGGGUCUCUGCAUGAGGUCAUAGCACAGAUGGCAUAAUGACACAUCUCAGGUGAAGAAUGUUGCUGAAGAUAAUAGAAAUUUGGGAGAUUAUAUAUAUGGUGUUGACUGUAUAUAUAUUUGAAAAGAUAUACCUUCCAUGCUUGGUAACCUUGUUUUGUCUGGUAAAUGUGUCUUUUAAAACUAUGGUGCUAAAUUCAGACAUGACAAAAUCACAUAUAAUCACUGUUUCAGUAUACUUUUCAGAUGUACUUCUGUGGAGGUAUCUUGUUUGUUUUAAGUAACAAAAGCCUCAACUUUACAAUAAAAUACUGUUUACUGAGUGCCAACCCCCAGUCAAAGUAGUGAGACUGAAGUUUAUUUUUGAUCAUGCAUUGAAUUGAAGUGUAAAUGUAUUAUCCUCUAAUCUUUAUGUUUUGAAUGAUAUAUAUUUAUAUAUACCAUGUGUGUGUGUGUGUGUGUGUGUGUGUGUGUGUGUAUGUAUGUAUGUAUGUAUGUAUGUAUGUAUAUGUUUUUUGAAAGUAUGAAGGUUGUUACCACCAUGAGUAAAAUUCAUUUAGUGAAUCUCAAAUGUUACAAAUGAACACAGAUAAACCUUUUUUUUUUCUUUCACUGGCGGCCAAAAGUAUUUUUAUUAACUAAAGUGUCAUUCAACUGAUCACAAUGUAUAGUCAGGACAUUAAUAACGUGAAAAAUUACUUACAAUUUGAAAAAAAAAUUAAUAAUUCAGAACUGCUUAAACUACUUCAAAGAGUUUUCAUCAAAAAAUCCUCCACGUGCAGCAAUGACAGCUUUGCAGAUCCUUGGCAUUCUAGCUGUCAGUUUGUCCAGGUACUCAGGUGACAUUUCACCCCACACUUCCUGUAGCACUUGCCAUAGAUGUGGCUGUCUUGUCAGGCAAUUCUCACACACCUUACAGUCUAGCUGAUCCCACAAAAGCUCAAUGGGGUUGAGAUCCAUAACACUCUUUUCCAAUUAUCUGUUGUCCAAUGUCUUGUGUUUUUUUACCCACUCUAACCUUUUCUUUUUGCUUUUCUGUUUCAAAAGUGGCUUUUUCUUUGCAAUUCUUCCCAUAAAGCCUGAACCCCUGAGUCUUCUCUUUACUGUUGUACAUGAAACUGGUGUUGAGCGGGUAGAAUUCAAUGAAGCUGUCAGCUGAGGACAUGUGAGGCGUCUAUUUCUCAAACUAGAGACUCUGAUGUACAUAUCUUCUUAUUUAGUUGUACAUCUGGCCUGCCACAUCUCUUUCUGUCCUUGUUAGAGCCAGUUGUCCUUUGUCUUUGAAGACUAUAGUGUACACCUUUGUAUGAAAUCUUCAGUUUUUUGGCAAUUUCAAGCAUUGUAUAGCCUUCAUUCCUCAAAACAAUGAUUAACUGACGAGUUUCUAGAGAAAGCUGUUUCUUUUUUGCCAUUUUUGACCUAAUAUUGACCUUAAGACAUGCCAGUUUAUUGCAUACUGUGGCAACUCAAAAACAAACACAAAGACAAUGUUAAGCUUCAUUUGACGAACCAAAUAGCUUUCAGCAGUGUUUGAUAUAAUGGCAAAUGAUUUUAUUGUACCAAAGUAGCGAUUUAGCAUGAUUACUCAAGGAUAAGGUGUUGGAGUGAUGGCUGCUGGAAAUAGGGUCUGUCUAAAUUUAAUCAAAAAUGACUUUUUUCAAAUAGUGAUGGUGCUGUUUUUUUACAUCAGUAAUGUCCUGACUAUACUUUCUGAUCAGUUGAAUGCCACUUUGGUGAAUUAAAGUACCAAUUUCCUUCCGAAACAGCUAAAUCUGUACAUUAUUCCAAACUUUUGGCAGGCAGUAUAUGUUUGCAAUUUUACGUACAAUAAACGUUCAGUUUGUGUCUGAGCUCAUGGUGGGGUCAAUUUCGAAUGACUUAUGAAAAAUUGGGGGCUAGCAAUAAUUCAACAAAAAAAAUUUCAAUGUUUUUUUCUUUUCUUUAUUCAAUAAUACAAAAUCAAAUUUUUGUUCAUGCGCAGAGUCCAUUAACUCUUAUGGGGGGUUCGGACACUCACACCUAAAUUCAAACACUGUUUUAUUUGUAAAUGUUGACUAUUUUUAUUGGCUCUCUCUUAUGUAAUUCUUACUUUUUAUCUGUUUUUGCAUGAAUGAUUUGUAUGAAAGUUUUUUUAGGAGUCUUUUGUUGUUACAUUUAAAAAAAAUGAAAACUUAUUCAGUAUCAGUGUACAUGUAGCACAUGCCACAUCUACAGUUUGAAGGCAUAGUUCACUCAAAAAUGAAAAUUCGGUAAUCAUUUAUUCAUCCUAAUGUUGUUUCAAACCUGCUGUUUGACUAUAUGUUAAUGUCGGUCACCAUUCACUUUCCAGUGUGAUCACAUACUUUAGGAAGUUGGCAUGUUGUUUCCAAGAGUUCCGGUACCUUAGGAUCGGCCACAUAUGCCCACUCACUGACAGGCGCCAUCUCCUACAAGACAUUUUUUGCAUUGGCUUCAGUGUGUUUAGCUACCCCUGUUGGGCGACCGGAAGCACAUUGCAUCAGCAGUGUUGAACACCCGGGUUAGGAUCCCACAUUGAAACCAGGAAGUAAUCGCGUUUGCAUAAUCAGUGUCUCUGAGGUUGCAUUUUUCCCUCUAACAUUACACAUUUACUCCGCAGAUAUUUAGGAUUGGGUUGUGGAGUACAUUUUUGUAAAAUAUGCAUUUCUCCUCUACAGCCUGCACAGCUGAAAACAACUUACUUCACAAAUCACUUUUGGCGCCUCUCUGUGGACAUUAAACCCGGAAAAUGGAGCUCACAUGCAGGAGGUUUACUUUUGAAAUGUAUUCCACUACAGAUUACAGAAUACAUGCUGUAAAAUGUUAUUUGUAACGUAUUUCGUUAGAUUACUCAAGGUCAGUAAUGUAUUCUAAAUACUUUGGAUUACUUCUUCAGCACUGGUAGAUUUUUUCACUUGUUUUGACUAUAAAAACUCUGCCAGUACAGUUAGACAAAAUACACAUGUUAAAAAUACAUUCUCUGAAAAACCGAAAUAUCUUAUGCAGUGUUGUUUCUAAAACAAGAUAAAUCUAAUUGAUUGGUUUAUUUCUAUUUCUUGUGCUCCAAACUUCAAACGUACUUCUCUGUCUGCUUGUAUGAAUGUAACACUUCAUAAGAAAGUGUUUCACCGCUGUUCAAAUGCACUUUGGAUCUCAUAAUUUAUAUGUAUAAAUGUUUUCCAUCUGAAAGGACUAAAUAUUAAAUGAAACAAAUGAGAAUAUAAUGCAAAGUAAUCUCUUCAGUAAUUAAAAUACUUUUUGAAUGUAACUGUAUUUUAAUUACCAAUGAUUUAAAUUGUAACUGUAGUGGAAUACAGUUACUUAUAUUUUGUAUUUUAAAUACGUAAUCCCGUUACAUGUAUUCCAUUACUCCCCAACCCUGUACAUAUGUGCCAAUACGGCCAACAACACUGACCGCUUUGGUCACUGGGGACAGUAUUUGCAGUGUCUCCUGUUGUACUUCACAGAUGAAAGUUAUUCAGGUUUGGAACAACAUCAUGGUGAGUAAAUGAUGCCAGGAUUUUCAAUUUUGGGUGAACUAUCCCUUUCACAUUCAGGUUCAUUAGCUCAAUCAGAGGGUUGCAGGAAGCGACUCUCUCUUGCUACUCGCAUCGUGUGAUGAUAAUGAGCAGAAGUGAAACAGAGAAGUGAAGUUGAGUACAGAGGAGGCACAAUGGAAGGUCUACAAUGAAGUGAUGUGUGGAACACACACCCUUGUAUUAUUGUGAAAUCAAUAUCCCCUCUUUCAUACGUUACUUGGAGCUCUUCUGAGCAUGCUCGCCCACAUGGGCCAUGUAUUUUUUUUCUUCAACUUUUUAUAUGAUUACGGCUUGUUUGUUAACUUUCUUUAGAAAGCAUUACUGCUUAAAUUAAAGUUGCUUUAUUUGUAUUUAUUGUUUUGAUCCUGUUGUUUGUCAUCACUGAUUACUGGCCUGAUAUGGCUUUUAAUGCACGAUCACACAAGCUGGCAGUUUUUCUUUUGCUCUUUUGUAAUGUGUGAUAUGGCUACUGCACCCCCUCUAUCUGUUUUUUCUUUUAUGUUUGAAUUUUGAUAUCGGCCUUUCAAGGUUGCAGAGGAUUUCAGUUCCGGGGGAUCCACGUGACGUUGUUAGGCCGGUUUUGGGCAGACUGGAACAACUAACUUUUUUUUUUUUUUUUUUUUUAAGGACGGGGUUACUAAACGUUUUAUGUUAAUUCAACCCUGGUGGCUGUAGGAGUUUUCUUGAAAGAUGAGUAAAAAAAUUCUGUAAAUCCAUGACUCUCUCUGAUGUCAUUUAUUAGGGUUUAUGUUCUUCAAUGUUAUCACUGAUGUUGCAUGAGAUGGAACCUGCACACAAACCUACUAUGAAAUCAAUAGUAGCAUGAUGCAGAAAUAUAACACAAUUAUGUAAGCAAUCACUUUCAUUCACAGGCUCUGUCUGCAAGCUGGUUAAAUGAAAUGUCAACCAAGUACAAUUGGUUGAAUAGGUCUUUAUAUGCGACCUGAUUCACUGUGUAAUGUAUACUAUAUGGGAUCACAAUAGCUGCAUUGUCUCCGUCUCUGCUAAGAUUGAACUCUGUAUUGCAAGACUAAACUGCAUUGUUACUUUAUUGUAACAUGUCACACCUUCAGUCACACCUUGCCUGUUUCUCUAUCAAGAAAUCUCUGGAUGUAAUGAGCUGAUAGGUCUACGCAGUUUGAAAAAUGUGUAGUCUGGACUAAAACCAAUGACAAUCAUUCUGCAUGAUGAUGAUGCUAAAAUAUGAUAAAAUCUACAGAUGUUCUUUUAUGCAUGGGUAUGUAUGCAUUUAUACCUGUGCAUGCUUGUGCUAUGUAUUGCAACUGCAAGAAUGAAUACAAUACCAAAUGUAGUUUUAAACUUUAUCCCAAACAUUAAAGAAUCCAAUGACAAGAUUAUAUUAGCAUAACAUGGCUUUGAGAUUCAUCAGUUCAGCAAAAACUGUACAGACAUGUAAAUUUGUCAAAUCACAGUUCCUCGGGCCUCCAUGUCAAUAUUUCAACAAAUGGCAAUACUGGCACUACACUGGAGGUAAUGUAAGUACCAAAUUGGAAAGAAAACAAAGUAUAUAUGGGCAGUAAGACUUACACCACAAAACAAGCCAUGCAUUCAUGUGUGCAUUCAAUGUUAUUUGUGAAUUAUAAACAUGAGAUGACCUCAGUGUAAAUUCUUCAUAUCUAUCUGUACAAUACAUUUGAUUGGUACACUGUUAAACAUAUGUUUAAUCCCAAAAUAAUCUAAUCUCAAGAGCCCACUAUUAUAAUUCUGCUUUUACAACAUUCUUUUGUUGUAAGAACAUCUUUUGAACAUUGCUUCUUUGUAAAAAUCUGACAUGAUCCUGUUGAAAGCACUGGUGAUCUUUAAAAGAAUAUUUCGAGUUCAAAACAAGUUUUUAUUUAGUGUUUUAUAUGUUGGCAAAAGUAUAACAAUGGCAAGUGAUUUUUCUGAUUUCAUGCAAUUUUGUGUUCAGUUAUAAUAGUAAUAGGUCAUGCCUUUAUAUUUACUUUUUUUUUUUAAAUAUACAGUAUAUUCUAAAUAUUAGGAUGGAUUACCUUAUGUACAGUAUCUUUUUUGUUUUUACCAUAAUUAAAUUUAAUCAUUGCAUAUCAUAAGGGUGGUGUAUAUCAAGUGUGUUCUUGAAAGAUAAUACUUGUGUGAAGAGUCAGCAAUUAUCCUUGAUAUGUGAGAUGGGUGGAGUGCUGGAGGUGAAAAAACUUGUGAAAGUGGGUCAGAGUUGAUAAAAGAAUAAAGAUGGUGAUACGGGAGGACUCGGAGGAGCCCACCUGCUUAAAAGAGACCAUUUCAAUAGAGAACACCGAUAAUGUCAACCACAGACGGCCAGACACUUAAUCUGCUCCUGCAUUUACUGAUGGUCAAAUCUAAGGCAAUACUAUCGAAAAGGGAGAAGAAUGAUCACCAAGAUAUUUGCAACCUGGGUUGUUCUUGCUGCAAGUACAUAUUUGCCAGUCUCCACUCAAAAGUGUACAACCCAAUGGUUUGACCGUGACAACCCUGGUGGAAAGGGAGACUAUGAGCUCUUGGCUGACCUCCUCAGUAUUUACCCUGGGCUCAUAUGUCCUAAUCCAAUCGGAAUAGAGGCUCAGACCAUCUCUGGCCUACCAGCUUCUCAAACAGGAAACACGUUUCAAGUGUAUAAUGCCAUCUAUGGGUUUGCAUGUGUAAAUGCAGACCAAGGAAGAGGAGGGCAGUGUGCUGACUAUAGAGUGCGCUUUACCUGCCCAGAGGAGUUCUGUUCAAGUUGUAGGACACCCUGGUAUGACCGAGAUAACCCUGGAGGCAAAGGAGACUAUGAGACCCUGGCAGACAUACAUAUAACAUACCCAUUACAAGUUUGUUCUCAGCCUAUUGCUAUUGAAGUCACAACCAUAAGUGGGACCCCACCACUACAAACCGGAAACACUUUUCAAGUGUAUGACCCGUUACAGGGAUUUGCCUGUGUGAAUUCGCAGCAGAGUGGAGGGGGUUGUCAGGACUACAGAGUCCGCUUUACAUGUCCGAAGAGUUUUUGCCUUCCAAAGUGUGUAACUCAAUGGUUUGACCACGACAACCCUGGUGGAAAUGGAGAUUAUGAGCUUUUGACUGACCUUCUCAAUAUGUACCCUGGGUAUAUAUGUCCGGAUCCAUUAGGAAUAGAGGCUCAGACCAUCUCUGGCCAAACAGCUUCUCAAACGGGAAACAUCUUUCAAGUGUAUAAUCCUACCUCUGGAUUUGCAUGUGCCAACGCAGACCAAGGAGGAGUGCUGUGUGCUGAUUAUAGAGUGCGCUUUAGCUGCCCAGAAAAAUUUUGUUCAAGUUGUAGGACAUCUUGGAUUGACCGAGAUAACCCAGGAGGUCUGGGAGAUUAUGAGACUUUGGUGGAUAUUCAGACAACUUACCCACAACAGGUCUGCUCUCAGCCCAUUGCCAUUGAGGUCUCAACAAUUAGUGGAACCCCGGCACUGCAGACUGGAAACGUUUUUCAAGUGUAUAACCCGACACAAGGCUUUGCCUGUGUGAAUGCGCAGCAGAGCGGAGGGUUCUGUCAGGACUACAAGGUCCGCUUCACAUGUCCAAAGAGUUUCUGCAAGACUUUCUCCAUUUCCCAAUUCCCCAGCCUCGAAAGGGAGAAUGCAACAAUUUCCCAAAACAUGACUGAAAAUGUUAACUUGACAUUGGAUUUUUAAUGCUCUUGAUAUAAAUUUAGACAGCGAUUUUAGAUGGAAUGAAACAUAAAUUUUACAAAUAAACAUUUGUUUGCAGUGCUUUGUGUUUCCUAACCUCGAUUCAUUGUUGUGUUGUGACAUGCUGAACAAGACAUAUUUGUGAGAACAUUGGAGGGAACUCAAAAUUUCAAUUCUGGACUCUAUUCUAAGACA